ACCUUCAUACUUGCGCAGUAGCAGCAGAAGCAAGUAUGGCUUUGUUUGGAGAGAAAUAGUUUAAACCACCACAUUAAGAAUUUAAAUACAUAGUCUGUAUGGAGGUAAAUAUAUAAGAUUCAUAUUGUUGGUGACAAAACAACUACUAACCCACCUGUGAGGCAGUUGACACGUUUCAAUAAAAUGUCAGGACCUUAAGAAAUCACUCAAGAUGCCGCUCUUCGGAAACACAUUUAGUCCGAAGAAGAUUCCACCUCGCAAAUCUGCAUCUCUGUCCAGCCUUCACACGUUGGAUCGUUCAACAAGAGAAAUAGAGCUAGGUCUUGAGUAUGGACCUCCUGCAAUGAACCUUGGCGGUCAGAGUUGGAAAUUUGAAGAGGGACAGUGGAUAUCAGAAUCUGGUGGGAAUGCGUCUGGUAGGGAAUUGCAGCGGCUUAAGAAAAGAAAUGUACAGCUGGAGGAAGAGAACAAUCUCCUGAAACUUAAGAUUGAAGUCCUCCUGGACAUGUUGACAGAGACUACCGUAGAGUACCACAUGAUAGAGAAAGAAGUGGAGGAUAUAAAGACUCAACAUCGAAGGAAGAAAUGACAAUCCGAUCCGAUGCCUUCAUCAUAGGAAAUCUUCUUCAUUCUCAGUUUGAAGUUUGUUGAUAUAAAAAAAGUGGUACUUUGUUUUUAGUUUUUUUUUUUUUUUUGCUCAUGAGUAAAUUUUCACAUAAUUAAAAAACAUAGGGUCUCGGCCCUACUAGUUUAUUUGGAAAAGCAGGGGCACGUUUAAUCCGGUUCAAUCUCAAAACGGUGUGCACCGUUGCAAGGAAACUGUGUACAACAAGCUUUGAGGUAUGUUUUCUCUCGUUUGGUGGGUAUUUCCCAAUCAGCAGAGACGUGUAUGUAAACUUGUGGUAAUAAAAAUGCAGUGCACUUGUGCAUGCGGCAGGGUGUUGAAUGCACCACCAUUUCAGUUUAAAUAAACGUUUUGCUAUGUCUUGUCAGGUUUGAAUGUGCCCCAGAUACCCCUUGAUCUGAUUUAGUGACUAAUUUUAUUUGUUCUGUCCUGCAUUUGUAACUGUAAAUCUGAAAUAAGUGUGGACAUCUUUGUUCAAUACACAGCAUCAUUUCGACAUCUUUUACAUCUGUAUGGCAAGUGUUGGCCGACAUUUUCAAGAUUUUUUCUAUUAAGUGUAUUUUCUAUUCAGUUUCAAAUUAAAUUAAUCACAGUGUGCA
This is a messenger RNA of Perca fluviatilis (European perch), 1224 nucleotides long. It is a transcript of the gene cby1, whose product is annotated as chibby homolog 1 (Drosophila). Bases 212 to 589 code for a protein of 125 amino acids. Lineage: Eukaryota; Metazoa; Chordata; Actinopteri; Perciformes; Percidae. The transcript has 5 exons. The record is from RefSeq and is a predicted model, not a curated record.